Cooperia oncophora is the source of this 1182-nucleotide messenger RNA. The record is from the annotation of a GenBank genome assembly. NCBI's taxonomy places the organism in Eukaryota, Metazoa, Nematoda, Chromadorea, Rhabditida, Trichostrongylidae.
AUGCAACAAAUAGGAUUCGGAUUAUGGCAAUUUCUCGUCGAUCUACCGUAUGACUGUGUCUCUGAGGAGUGUCGCAAUCGUUGUGAAUACUUUCUGCGAUCUACCGGACCAGUGAAAGUGUCUGAGGUCUACGAUAUACCUCUGUUGGAAGUUGUGUCGCGGAAUAAAACAGGUGGUGUAAAAGAACGUGUCGAAGCGUUGGGCCCGUUGGAUGCUGUGUUCUUCAUAAACACACUUGCCGCUCUUUCCUCGUAUUCUCACAAUGACACUUCGCAUCUGGUGAAGGAAAUAAUAGAGGUUUGCUUCUGUGAUGAAGCUUCUCGUGAAAGUUUGUACAAAGUUGGUAGUGAAGCGGUCUCAUUGCUUCUUGCACGAAGACCAUCUACUUUCGAUCAACUGUUGACGGUGCUCGAUCGAAGUAUGGCGCAUAUGGAUAACUAUGCCAUUGACGUUUUGGCAUCUUCAAAUCUAUCCGGUUGCAAGCUUUCGCCAUCUAUGUUAAGCAUCCUAGGAAAAUGGCUCAUCAAUAAGCCUCCUGACGAUGCUGCAAACCGUAUGGCGCGCCGCGUUUUAUCAAGCCUUCACUGGGGUCCCAACGAGGCCGGCGACCAGCUUUGGUUAGAUCCAGCCGUACAUGAGAUAUCUGCAGAUACAGUAAUGAAGGCACAUUCGAUCCACUGUGGACACUCAAAUGGAAUGAUUGCUAAAUCCAUUCGACAAAUUUCGAAACUGGCCAGUCGUAUGGCUGAUCACGAGCAGCUCUUCAACCAAUUUUGUUGGGAUAUAUUGAUCAAAAUAAAACUCAAUUCCAAGGAAAAUGACACUGCUCCUCAGCAUGACCUGUCCGCCUUUUUCAUCUAUGUUGAUCAGAGCUGUCUUGGAAGUCCUUCUGUGUUUUUGGAACGGGGUGUGCCAUUGAUGAAUGAUCUGGUGGGUGCAGGCUGUUCAACUGCCUGUGUAGUAUUGUUGGCGAGACUUAUGCAAAAGCACUACACUAAAGUGGUCUCCUUAGGGUCGCACAAAGGAUUCAUGGAGCUCUUCGAUCGAGUCCUGCACGUUGAUCAGUGCUCUUAUGCCGUGCAAUGGUUCACCGGACCAUCGUCGAAACCAACGCCGAUUGUUCGACUUAUUUGUUCUUCAUUAUCGGUACGCAUUCAGUCUUCGAAGGUUCUCAGCUUUUAA